Bathycoccus prasinos is the source of this 1137-nucleotide messenger RNA. RefSeq lists its product with no specific name. Bases 1 to 1137 code for a protein of 378 amino acids. NCBI's taxonomy places the organism in Eukaryota, Viridiplantae, Chlorophyta, Mamiellophyceae, Mamiellales, Bathycoccaceae. The transcript has a single exon. The record is from RefSeq and is a predicted model, not a curated record.
AUGGGCGCGUGCGCGUCGGCACCGAGACUGAUUUCCUUCUCGGCGCCUUCGAGUUCGUCGUCGACGCCGGUCGUCGUUUCUUCGAGCAGCGGCGGCGAUGUGUGUGCGACUUUGUCUUCUUCUUCUUCUUCGAGACGAAGAAGUUUUUUUUCGAGAUCACGAGGUUCUUCCUCGAGAAGACGGGGAAGCUCUCAAACGCGAAGGGCACCCAAAACGAGGUCGUACGUGAAAGCGCUCGAGUCGAAUCCAAAAUCGAGAGUUCUGUACGACGGAGUGUGUUCUAUUCCGGGAGGAUCCAAAUACGAGUCGUUUCGAGGGUACGAAGGCGUCGAUCUUUCGCAUAAAUCGAAAGACUUUCAAACGUGGAUGAAGGACGUCAAGUUUCACGAUCCCAAGGAAUUCGAUAACUGGGAAUCGGAGACGAUGGAUUUGUUGGACGAGAUGAUUGAAGUGGCCACGAGACGGUGCGAAGAGAGCGUGAAGACGUUACCGGAGGAUGAUCCCGAGGUGAUUUAUAGGACGUUGAAAGCGUUCAAGAGCGGCGUCCCGGAGAAAAGCGAAGAAGAAGAAGAGUUGGAAGAAGAAGAGAUGGUGGAAGAAGAGGUGGAGGAAGAAGUCACGGUAACAAACGAAGAUGGCACGACAACAACGACCACGCAAACCGUGAAACGACUCAAAAAGAAAAAGAAAAGGAAAUACGCAAAGCGUCCGCAACCGCCGAAAAUUCCGCAAAUUAUGCACGAAGCCGUGCGCAAAGCGCUCGAAGAUCCCGACGUUGAAAGUUGGACGUCCACUUCUCCGGAAAUCGAGAAAGCGUUCGAUGAAAACUUUGAGUAUUUUACCAUCGAUGGUGCAACUAUCCGCGGACGCGUAUUUGCGUUCAGUCGCAUGGACAAAGCCAUCGUCGAUUUACGAAACCGGAUGAUGGGGAGCACGCGGUCGAAGCGGCAAAUCAAGUCCAACGCCAUGAACGUGGAAGGACCGACGUACGUCGGAAGAGGCGACGAGAAACACAUCACGAAGUGGGAGGUGUUGUACAAGUUUGACAUGUUGCUGAUGAAGGUCAAAAUUUGCGAGAUUUUCGAAGUGAACGAAGAAACUGGUUUGGUCGUCAAGUUAUCGCGAUUUCGAAUAUAA